Messenger RNA from Somion occarium, 4912 nucleotides. Lineage: Eukaryota; Fungi; Basidiomycota; Agaricomycetes; Polyporales; Cerrenaceae. The record is from the annotation of a GenBank genome assembly.
GCGUCCAACAGCGUGCGGGCUCAUCGUGAACGUGAACUCGACCGUCUCGACAGAAUAUCUUGAUCUGUGUCUAUGACUAUUACAUUGCGCGCAGGCUAUAAUAACAAAUUUAGAAAAAUUACUCUUCAAUUAUAAUUGAAGUUUGCUGUCUAGAUCUCUUGUUACCCGAAGAACGUCGUAAGCGUAGUGCCGCAGAGUUCAUGGUCAUUGGAAGAGAUUACCAAAAAGUUUUGUCGGCAUGUAUAGAUCCUUUCCCCCCAGAAGUGUUACGCCACGCGAUCGAUCGACGCAUGUAAUGUAAUUCUCAGCAACUAUCAGACUUCAUUAACACUCGAAACACCGACAUGGCAAGGGUUGACCUUCCUCCUGUGCCUGACCGCCAGACUAAAAAUUUGAUUCGGGGUGUCGGGCACUCUGAUUUGCUUCCGCAUACGCGAACUAAGUUUCCAGAGAACCUGGAUUUGCGCUACUGUGCGACGUGUAGGCAAUGCCAACAAAGUAUUUUUCACUAUGACUACAUGCCACGAGAUCGCGUGGCUUGAACACUAAUUCAGGUUAUCAAAUGCGACCGUAAAAGUCGCAUAUCAUCCUUCCAACAGUCAAGCGCAAGGCGAACCUGCUCGGAAGGCAUGGACAGAAGGAUGAGCGGACGGGAGGACGGGACGGAAGGAGGGAAGACUGCUAUCCCUCCGUCACUUACUAUCCGUCUGCCGAACUGCCUCUCCAAAACAUAUAAAAGCCCGUCCAACUUGAACGUUUAUCCUCACCUAUUCAACGUUCACAACAGUCAAGCAUCUACACCCAUCAGCACAUUACCAGUCUUCGCACUCAAGUCAUCUCUUAACGCCUUUACCUACAAAAUGCGUAACUCAUAUCUCACCGCUCUCGUCUUGCUCGCCGCCAGUUAUGGUCCAAACAUGGUCGAAGGUGCACCUGCACCUCCCCGUCCAGAGCGUGGUCGUCCCAUUCGACCUGCACCUCAACCUGCUCGUCCUAAUGCCCCCGCCAGUGGAACUGGCACUGGAACCGGUACUGGUACUGGAACUGGAACUGGUACCGGAACUGGCACUGGCACUGGCACAGGCACUGGAUCAGGAAGAAGUCGUGAUCCUCCUGCUCGUGCUCAACCUAAUCGACCUUCUCGACCUCGUCCUGCCGUUCCUGCACCACCACCAAACCCUAACGGACCAACCCAACCUACUGAACCUACUGAACCUACCCAACCAACACAGCCUGACCCAACACCGAAUCCUCCACCAACCACUGAGCCAGCUGCUACUCCACCUGCUUCUACUACGCCUCCAACAAGAACGCCACCUGCUACUACGACGCCCGUUGCUACCCCUCCCGCUAACACGGGUCCGACCAAUACCCCUCCUGCGUCGACACCCCCUCCUACUGGACAGCCGCCUGCUACUACACCGGUUGCUGCUACACCGGUAGCUACUACGCCGCCGGCAUCCACGCCAGUAGCUAGCACACCAGUAGCGACGACUCCUCCGGCUACAAGUACACCUCCUGCUGCCACACCAGUAGCGUCUACUCCUCCAGCCGCUACACCCCCAGCAACUACACCUGUUGCGACACCUCCUGCUACGACACCAGCAGCAAGCACACCUCCAGCAACCACGCCUCCCGCUAGUACACCACCAUCAAAUAUACCUCCAGCUAAUACACCUCCCCCUGCGACACCACCUGCUGCGACGCCGCCUGUUGUAACGUCUCCUUCUACGACACCAGUAGCAACUACACCUCCCGCAACCACACCUCCGGCUAGGACACCCCCUGUUGCGACACCUCCUGCUACCACGCCAGGACCAACCACACCCCCGGCAACGACUCCACCUGCUACCACACCACCUGCUGCUACACCACCUGUUGCGACACCUCCCGUUACUACACCACCUGCUACGACACCAGUAGCAACUACUCCUCCUGCAGCCACGCCACCUGCUAGUACACCACCUGUGACGACGCCACCAGCUGCUACACCUGUAGCGACACCCCCUGCAACAACUCCUCCUGCUAGCACGCCUGUGGCGACAACUCCCAUAGCAAGUACACCUGUUGCUACACCCCCUCCUGUCGCAACUUCGCCUCCUGCGACUACUCCGGUUGCUUCACCACCUGCAACUACUCCAGUAGCCGCUACACCACCAGUGACCACUCCAGUAGCCUCUACACCUCCUGCUACCACACCGGUUGCCACCACUCCAAUCGCCUCUACACCAGUGGCAGCUACGCCCCCAGCAAACACUCCCAUUGCUUCUACACCGAUAGCCUCUACCCCUCCUGCUACAACGCCAGUUGCUUCUACGCCAGUCGGCACUACUUCAAUUGCCGCCACACCACCAGUGAGAACUCCAGUACCGGCAACGCCUGUGUCCACACCUCCCGCAAGUACACCAGUUGCAAGUACGCCAGGUCCGACUACGCCUCCUACUACCACCCCAGGUGCAGCUACACCAGUUGCCACUACACCUCCCGUCACAACGCCAGUAGCAACACCUCCUGCUACAACACCGAUUGCGGCUACUCCUCCUCCUACUUCUCCAAUUGCGUCGACGCCGGUAGCCGCCACUCCGGUUGCAACACCAAUUGCCACUACACCAGUUGCAAACACACCUAUUGCCUCCACGCCAGUCGCCACGACUCCAGUGGCCUCUACACCAGUCGCUACAACUCCCAUCGCAACUACUCCAGUUGCAACUACGCCAGUCGCUACUACUCCACCAGCCACUACACCCGUUGUAACUACACCUGUAGCAAACACACCGGUAGCAUCUACGCCAACUGCUGCGACACCAGUCGCAACUACGCCCGUUGCAGCCACGCCCAUUGCAGGUACUCCUGUUGCAAGUACUCCUGUUGCAUCUACACCAGUUGCAACAACUCCGGUUGCCUCUACACCAGUAGCUGCCACACCAGUUGCUGCCAUACCAGUUGCAGCUACACCAGUAGCCUCUACACCUGUCUCUACGACUCCAGUUGCUAGUACUCCCAUUGCAAGUACUCCUAUAGCUUCUACGCCAGUUGCCACUACUCCGGUUGCAACUACACCUGUAGCCUCUACUCCUGUUGCAACAACUCCCAUUGCAGCUCUCGUUGCUUCGACGCCAGUCGCCACUACACCAGUUGCUACCACUCCUGUUGCCACUACGCCAGUUGCGAGUACGCCAGUUGCAGCUACUCCCAUUGCUUCCACGCCAGUAGCGUCUACACCUGUUGCAACAACUCCGGUUGCCUCUACACCAGUAGCUGCUUCACCAGUCGCAACUACACCAGUUGCAACCUCGCCUGUAGCUUCUACACCGGUUGUUACUACUCCAGUCGCCUCUACACCAGUUGCUAGUACUCCCGUCGCCAGUACACCAGUUGCAUCUACGCCUGUUGCAACUACCCCGGUUGCAGCUACCCCGGUUGUAACUACUCCUGUAGCUUCUGCGCCAGUUGUAAGUACUCCCGUCGCAACCACACCAGUCGCAACGACUCCUGUAGCUUCUACGCCAGUUGCAGCUACUCCCGUUGCCUCCACGCCAGUUGCAACCACUCCAGUAACGAAUACGCCUGUAGCCUCCACGCCAGCCGUUGCCUCUACAGUUACUUCUACUCCGGUCGCCGCUACACCUGUUGCCUCCACGCCGAUUGCAAACACACCUGCGGCCUCACCAGUUGCAGUCAGUCCAGCUGCGAUUACGCCGGCCGCAACUACUCCAGUGGCUAGCACUCCUGUUGCAUCUACGCCAGUCGCGGCGACGCCCGUGGCAUCUACUCCAGCUGCUAAUGCUCCAGCCGCCGUUACGCCAGUCGCUACGACGCCUGCAGCCUCUACGCCAGCAGCGCCUGCACCGGUAGCCUCUACCCCUGUUGCCGCUACACCCGUUGCCGCUACGCCAAUAGCCUCUACACCGGCUGCAGCUGCUCCCGUAGCAAGUACGCCGGUUGCCACUGUGCCGGCCGUCCCUACCCCAGUCGCCUCCACGCCAGCUGCUGCUGCUCCCGUUGCCACCCCACCAGUUGCAGCUACUCCAGUCGCUGCCACUCCCGUAGCGGGCACACCACCACCUGCUCCAGAAGCCUCUCCACCGGUAGUCGCUACUGUUCCGGCUGCCAGUGCCCCCGUAGCAGCAACUCCUCCACCUCCUACUCCCGUAGCAGGACCUCAGAAGCGAAGCCUGCCUGCAAAUCGCUACAUGCACGGCAAGUACGAGUAUCACACUGGCUCGUACUUCCCAACCUUCAAAGGACCGAAGAACGCAAAGUUAUCGGCUUUCGCUAAGUCGCAGUCCAAGAAAUCUAAGCCCAUUGAGGUUUCAUCUCCCCAGAGGAGAUAUCCCGUUGCGGCUCCUGCGAUGAGACGUUCGGGAGGUCUUCCCAAGUACAAGCGAAAUGCGCCGCCUUCGAUUGAGUUGCCUGCUAUCACAGGCUCUCGUUUCGCUAGUUCGACGUCUGGGUCUUCUUCACGCUCCGCUCGUCUUGUUCUCAAUGAGGCUGAUUACUAUACUCCCUACAUUGUUGCCUCCAAUGGUGGAGCACCUUCUCCGUCUUCGCCGGAGACUUUGGCUCCUCACGAGGCUAUCACCUCGAUUCUCCGGGGUUGGUUUUAGAUAGACCUGUUACAACGCACAUUCCUUUAAUACUAUAUAAUCACGAGUUUAGUAAUAAUGAUAAUUGGUUUCUCAUAGUCUCCCAAGCGUGCACUUCCGAGUCUUGAACGUUGAGAAUACUAAUGAGCUUCAACUCGACAACGAAGAUUUCGCGAUUGGCUUUUACUUGUUCAAGGUAUGUCUUCAUCGUCUUCACUGAACUUUUCAUUGAACUGACUUUUUCACAGGCUGGUUAACAUACAAGUCAAUUCAACAAAUCAAUAGGCUUGACACAACCCGCGUCACUCUCAAACAACUGUUACAAU